Rotaria sp. Silwood1 is the source of this 570-nucleotide messenger RNA. NCBI's taxonomy places the organism in Eukaryota, Metazoa, Rotifera, Eurotatoria, Philodinida, Philodinidae. The record is from the annotation of a GenBank genome assembly.
AUGGGAGAAGAAGAUCAGAGAAAUGAUGAUGUACCUGAUUGUUACAAUCGAGUUCAUUAUAUUCGAGAUGCUUGUAAAGUAUUAUCUGAUCUUUGGAAAACCGAUAAAGAUUUUCUAAAUAAGAGUAUUGAUAAUGAUGUUGCACGUUCUUAUCGUUUACCAUAUGGAACAAGUGGAGCUUCAUCGUCAACUAUUCGUCAAACAAUGACUGAACUUCGAGAUAAUUAUGAAAAAGCUCGACAAAAAUUAGAAGUAGCUGAUGCCAAUUGGAAAAAAUUUCAAAGACGAUCUGGUCGUUUAACAUCACCAAAUUUUGAUGAACGUUUACGUGAAUUAGAAGAUAUUCGUUGUGAAUGUGAACAAGCUCGAACAUUAUCACGUAAUAUAUAUGCAGCUGAAACAUAUAAAGUUGCUAGUGAAGAACAUUCAAUAACAAUUAAACUUUUUUAUCAAUAUUUAUAUGAAGCAAAUACAUUUUAUAAUCAUUUUAAAACUACAUCUACAAAAGUUAAUCAAACUUUUUUUACGACAAAUAAUUUUAUUAAAAAUAAAAGAAUACCAUUACAAUAA